Molecule: messenger RNA, 2078 nt
Organism: Myxocyprinus asiaticus (Chinese sucker)
Lineage: Eukaryota; Metazoa; Chordata; Actinopteri; Cypriniformes; Catostomidae
Product: tektin-3-like
Exons: 7
Coding region: 1-1467 (488 amino acids)
Biological process (GO): cilium movement involved in cell motility; cilium assembly
Cellular component (GO): sperm flagellum; microtubule cytoskeleton; nucleus
Source: RefSeq, a predicted model, not a curated record
AUGGAGCUAAUUGGAUCCACCCAAACGGCCACUUACGCACGGCCUAAAACUAGCCACUUCCUCCCAGCCAUUUCCACCAUGGCAUCUAGCUACAGGAGCCACCAGCCCACAUUGACCUACAACCAGAAUUCAAACAUGCCCUGGAGGACUAAUUCUUACUACAGGAGUGGCAGUGCUAUCCCGACUGUAGCAGGCCUUCAAAGAGACAACCUGGACUUGGUCCGGGCCAAGACCAUGUUCUACCCCUCAAAUAGGACUGCUCUUAGUACGCGGUACAUGCCAGAUGACUGGUACAAGUCCAACCAGAUUAACUACAGGGAGUCAGAGUCGUCCCGGAACAGUGCAGAAAGGCUUCGGAGGGACACUAUCCGGCUGAUCCAGGAUAAGGACCAGCUGACCCGCAAAACUCAGGAGACCACCAGCAAGAACAUUGGAGAGAGGCUAAAUGACAUCAGCUUCUGGAGAUCUGAGCUCAAUCAUGAGAUAGACAACAUGGUGACAGAGAUAGCAGCACUGACGGAGGUAAAAAGGAGGCUUGAAAGAGCAAUCGCUGAGACUGAGGGGCCACUUCAGGUGUCUCAGGAAUGUCUGUUCCACCGAGAGAAACGGAUGUCUAUUGACCUGGUUCAUGACAACGUAGAGAAAGAUCUAAUUAUGGAGGUAGAGGUGAUUAGGUCAUGUCAGGAGAGAAUGAGACGACAUUUAGACCGAGCUAUUGCUCAACUAGCGUCGAAUCGAGCGGCACAGCAUGAGCUAGAGAGAGACUUGAGUGAUAAAGUCACGGCACAGAGAAUUGACGACAGGUGUCACCAUCUCAGAAACACCUCUGACGGUAUAAGCUAUUACAGAGGAAUCGAUCGCCUGGACCCCUCAGUCAGUCUUCCAGACUCCUGGUCGAAGUUUACUGACGACAACAUCCUUCAUUCUCAGAGUGAACGCGCCACCUCUCACAAACUCCGUGACGAGAUUGAGAUUAUGCUCAGUGCCACUUCAAACGAGAUGUGGAACCAGUUUAACACAGUAAAUGUGUCCUUCACCAACCGUAUCUCUGAGACAGCAGAUGCCAAGAACAAUCUACAGACUCAUCUGGCUAAGACACUUCAGGAAAUUUUCCAGACUGAAAUGCUGAUUGAAGCUCUGAAAAAGACAAUUCGAGACAAAGAGAACCCACUUAAAGUGGCCCAGACGCGCCUGGAAGAAAGAACUCGCAGACCCAAAAUUGAGCUCUGCAGGGAUAACCCUCACCACAGGUUGAUUACUGAGGUAAGGGAGAUUGAAGACACCAUUCACAAGUUGAGAGAGAGGUUGAUAGAGGCUGAGAACACUCUCCAGAACCUGGUCAAGACAAAAGUGACUCUGGAGCAUGACCUGUCAAUCAAGGCCAACUCUCUGUUCCUGGAUCAGGAGAAAUGCAUGAGCAUGAGAAAAAGCUUUCCUAGCACACCUCGCCUAGUCGGUUACACCUAGGUCUCCUAGAACCCCAUCUAGCAGCUGCUGAACCAUGGCCUGUUUGGCUGACCCAAAUUCAAACCUUAACAUUUAAAAGAUAAACUACAAGAAUGUUAGGUUAAACACACAAUAAUGAUAGUAAUGAAUAGAAUUGAUUGUCUCUUGUCCUUUGACUGUCUGGAUUCAAAAAAUCAAUAAUCCCUGAACUGUUGGUGAAGUGGUUGUUAUUAAUUCAGCACACAAUUAACUCUAAUCAGUCACUAAUAUACUGUAGGAUUACAAACCAAGUAAAGCACACACAUGCAGCAUAGAAAGUUAGUAUUGGUGCUCGAUUAGAACAAUAAAUAAAUAAUCAGAGUAUUUAAGGGAGGAUUUUAUUUUUUUAUUUUUAAAUGAAUUAUACCCUCAAAAUAAGCUUUGUUUUUCAUGCAUUUCAUCAAGUGCACCGAGUUUAUUCCAGCUUUUUUGUGAGAAUGGCCCUUGGCACUUAGAUGUGACGUUUGUGAGGUGUCUGUAAAUGUAUAAGAUCUCCUUCUGUCUUGUGUCCCUAAAUUUGGAGGUUAAUGAAAGUGAAGUUUAAUAGUUUUAGAAAGCGAUAUGCAUGAAAAAGUAAAAAGUUUAUUUUAACA